Messenger RNA from Ailuropoda melanoleuca (giant panda), 1107 nucleotides. It is a transcript of the gene NPHS2, whose product is annotated as NPHS2 stomatin family member, podocin. The record is from RefSeq and is a predicted model, not a curated record. NCBI's taxonomy places the organism in Eukaryota, Metazoa, Chordata, Mammalia, Carnivora, Ursidae. The coding region runs from base 1 to 966 and encodes 321 amino acids. Gene Ontology annotation, cellular component: plasma membrane. The transcript is spliced from 8 exons.
AUGUCAGAUCGAGUGGAACGAGUCACGGCUCUGAGAGCCACCGAGGUCAUAGCAGCCGGCGGGACCUGCUCAGAUAACAAGGUGAAAGGUACCAAGUCUUCAGGUUUAGGGGCCUGUGAGUGGCUCCUGGUCCUCGCGUCCCUGCUCUUCAUCAUUGUGACCUUCCCUUUUUCAAUCUGGUUCUGCAUAAAGGUUGUGCAGGAGUAUGAGAGAGUAAUAAUAUUCCGACUGGGACACCUGCUUCCUGGAAGAGCCAAAGGCCCAGGCCUUUUCUUCUUUUUGCCCUGCCUGGAUACCUACCACAAGGUUGACCUUCGUCUCCAAACUUUGGAGAUACCCUUUCACGAGGUUGUGACCAAAGACAUGUUUAUAAUGGAGAUAGAUGCCAUCUGCUACUACCGAAUGGAAAAUGCCUCUCUCCUCCUAAACAGUCUUGCUCACGUGCCCAGAGCUGUCCAAUUUCUUGUGCAGACCACCAUGAAGCGUCUCCUAGCACAUCGAUCCCUCACCGAAAUUCUUCUAGAGAGGAAGAGCAUUGCCCAAGAUAUAAAGGUGGCCUUGGAUUCAGUGACCUGUAUUUGGGGAAUCAAAGUGGAGAGAACAGAAAUCAAGGACGUCCGGCUGCCGGCGGGGCUCCAGCACUCCCUGGCCGUGGAGGCCGAAGCGCAGAGACAGGCCAAAGUGCGGGUGAUCGCCGCGGAAGGAGAGGCGGCGGCGUCCGAGGCCCUGAGCAGGGCGGCCGAGAUUCUGGCGGGCGCUCCGGCCGCCGCGCAGCUGCGCUACCUGCACUCGCUGCAGGCCCUGGCCACCCACAAGCCUUCCACCGUGGUCUUGCCUCUGCCGUUCGACCUGCUCAAUUUCCUGUCUUCGUCCGGCAGCAGAACUCAAGGAAGCCUCCCCUUCCCCAAUCCUUCCAAAUCUGUCGAGCCACCGAAUCCUAAAAAGCAAGACUCUCCCAUGCUAUAGGAGCCACGGGGCCGUGCCUGGAAGGGGCCUGCAAGGUGACAGCCCCGUCCCCGGAGGGAGGCGCGCUGUCCUCACUUGCGCGCUUUCUUCGGCUGCCACAUGGGACGCCCUUGCAACGCACAGUCACAACUCAGCAGUCGG